Molecule: messenger RNA, 2493 nt
Organism: Sesamum indicum (sesame)
Lineage: Eukaryota; Viridiplantae; Streptophyta; Magnoliopsida; Lamiales; Pedaliaceae
Source: RefSeq, a predicted model, not a curated record
GUCCCCAUCUACUACCCCACUCCACUUGGGCUAGAAUGCGCCGGUGGCGUCUUCCUCACUUUUCUUCUUCUUCAUCUCCAUAUCCCAAACUGUCAGUUUUUCCGUUACUACUCCAAAUAUGAGCGCAGAAUAAGUUCUCCAUAAAUAAAUAAAUAAAUAAAAAAUACUAAAUAAAAGCCAAGAAUCCACAACCAACACCACCUCAACAGCGCACAUUCACCAUGCCACCAACGUCAGCAACGCCGCGCUCCGGCGACACGUGGCGCGAACCCAUUCUCUAGCUGGUGGGAAUUCGAAUUUGGUUCCUCCUAACUGAAUGGGAUACGGGAGAUUCCCCGCUCUUUCGAAUAAAAUUACGAAUUGGUGGGCGAGGGCUGAGCAGAGAACGAAUUUUGAGGUGAAUCUCUAUAUUUAAUGCCUCUGUUGGAGUGUCUGCAGAAACAAGGCGUAUCGGGUUCGAUUCGUGGGUUGCAAUUAGUCCUGCCGCUUGAUAUUCCUCGGCUUACUGGGAAAUGGCUAUAUAAUUCGAAGAUGCGUAUCGCCAAAGGGCGCUCACUUUCACUUUGCGUCUCCUUGUUUUCCUCGCCCUCCCCAUCCACCUCCUCAACCUCACUUUCUUCGAGAAUUUUGCAUUUUCAUUCCCGGUGUUUUUCUUCGUCGAUCUCUGAUCAGGUUCCGGGUAGAAGGAAGGUGGAUUGCAGCAGAGAUUCAAGCGAUAAUCAACUUUACACCAGUAAUAUUAUGGAUAGCAAAACAAUGCAGUUCGAGAAGACUAGCUCCAGUGAGGGUGAUAAAAGUCUGUGUGUAUGGUCAUCUCCAGAAGGAGGACGAAAGAUUGAUAUAGGAAAACAAAUCUUCUGCAAUAGAUCUCUAAACAUGAGGAACAUUGUUGCCGUUGGAUUUGAUAUGGAUUAUACUUUGGCACAAUACAAACCAGAGACGUUUGAAUCGCUUGCCUAUGAAGGGACCGUCAAAAAGCUGGUUAAUGAUUUGGGGUACCCUAUAGAGUUGCUGGAAUGGUCGUUUGACUGGACUUACAUGGUCAGAGGACUAGUUCUAGAUAAAAAGAGAGGCAAUAUAUUGAAGAUGGAUCGGCACAAGUAUGUAAAGGUGGCUUAUCAUGGAUUCAGAGAGCUGUCCAAGGAAGAUAAAGUUGCCACAUAUGGGAGUACAUUGAUCCGUGAUUCAUUCGAUGAGCCUGAAUAUGCUCUAAUUGAUACCCUUUUCUCUCUGGCUGAAGCUUACUUAUUUGCACAACUGGUUGACUUCAAGGACAACAAUCCAGGAAAAAUUCCAGCAGACUACUCUCGUAUGUAUAAAGAUGUCCGAGCUGCAGUUGAUUUGUGCCAUCGUGAUGGGACAUUAAAGAAGAUGGUUGCAAAAGAUCCUAAAAGAUACAUCAAUGAGGAUGCCUCAAUUGUUCCCAUGCUAAAGAUGCUUAGAGAUUCUGGCCGGGCUACAUUUUUGGUGACUAACAGCCUAUGGGACUAUACGAAUAUCGUAAUGAACUUCCUAUGUGGACCAAGAGAAGUGGAUGGUUGCUCCGCUCUGAGCUUUGAUUGGCUCAAGUAUUUCGAUAUUGUUAUUACUGGCAGUGCUAAACCAAGUUUUUUCCAUGAUGAAAACCGUGCCAAUCUUUUUGAAGUUGAUCCUGAGUCGGGUAUGCUUCUUAAUACAGAUAAUGGAACUCCUAUGCCUCGGGUAGAUUCUUCUCUAAGGUUGCCAUUGAAGAGCCUAGACAAAAGUUGCCAAGUUUUCCAGGGAGGAAAUGUUGGUCAUCUGCAUAAAUUGCUGUCUAUAGAAUCCAGCUCCCAGGUGCUUUAUGUUGGAGAUCACAUAUAUGGAGAUAUUUUGCGCAGUAAAAAAGUUCUAGGUUGGAGAACAAUGCUUGUUGUUCCGGAGCUUGAGAACGAAGUUGAACUUCUCUGGACAUUAAGGGAUACCCGGAAGAAACUUCAAUUAUUGAGGAAUGAGCGUGACCAUAUUGAAGACGAAAUACAUCAUCUGAAAUGGUAUCUCAGGUUUGAUGGUGUGAAUGUUGUGAACAAGGAAGAGCUACUUGCCGAGCUUGCCAAAUUGCAGCGGCUUAGUCACCAAGAAGCACAGCGAGAAUGCCAUCAAAAGUUCCACAAGGUAUGGGGACAGCUGCUGAAAACUGGCUAUCAAAAUUCUCGAUUUGCACAUCAGGUGGAAAGAUUUGCUUGCCUUUAUACCAGUCAAGUAACGAAUUUGAGUCUCUAUUCCCCUGACAAAUACUACCGACCAAGUGAAGAUUUCAUGCCCCAUGAAUUUGAUAUCCUUGCUUUAUGAAAAUAUAUCAUAUGUCUGCUAUGUUGUGCCAUUUUGAGGGAGCAUAUAGGUUUUGAUGUUCUUCAUUCUGGAAGCAUGAAUGUAGUUGUAUGUUAGUGUCCAUCGUAGAAUUUCUCCCUUUGGAAAUGUACAUUUUAUCAUAUAUGAAAUGCAGUUUGAGGUUACAGCCUCUCUCUCUCUCUC